AUGAUGCUUUUCAUCCAUGCCUCUCUCCCGGUGCAUUCUGAAUCCGACUCCAUUAUUUGGAAUUUGGAAAAAUCCAGCAUCUUCUCAGUUCGAUCCCUAUACAAUUUCCUUAUCAAUAGCAGAUCUGCCUCUAUCAAGUACACUCCUCAUUUCUGCUGGAAAUAUCCCGUUCCUCCUAAGUUGUCGGCUUUUACUUGGCUUGUCUGCAAAAAGAAGAUUCUUACAAUCGACAACCUCAGGAAAAGAGGUAUGGUUUUAACAAACAUAUGCCUUUGCUGUAUGCGUGACGAGGAAUAUGUCAACCACCUGUUGCUUCACUGCCCCUUCAUUUCAGAAAUUUGGCCGGAUCUUCUUUUGCGCUUCAACAUGUCUUGGGUCUUUCCCAAUUCGGUCGAUCUCCUUAUCCUUGCAUGGAACGGGGUGGAUUGCAACAAGUAUUUUACUCAUCUUUGGAGGAUGGCUAUUCUAGCAAUUUGGUGGUCUGUUUGGGAAGAAAGAAACAGGAGAUGCUUUACUGAUUCUUCCAAUUUUGCUCAGGUGGUUGCGUCCAGGGCCAAGCGCAGUUUAAUUGAGUGGGCUUCCAUUGAUGACAAGCUCAGAGAUUGUGGUCUGCAGUUCUUGGGGACUUAG
Magnolia sinica is the source of this 630-nucleotide messenger RNA. RefSeq lists its product as uncharacterized. NCBI's taxonomy places the organism in Eukaryota, Viridiplantae, Streptophyta, Magnoliopsida, Magnoliales, Magnoliaceae. The record is from RefSeq and is a predicted model, not a curated record. The transcript has a single exon. The coding region runs from base 1 to 630 and encodes 209 amino acids.